ACAGUUGCCAUUGAUUAAUAGACCAGUCAGCACGUGCUUUUGCCGCCUCAACAGCAUUCAAAUUCUGCUUCCCUCUUGUUCGCUACAUUCUUUACUGGGAGCUGAAAUUCGUGACGAUAUCAAUUUGGCUUUUUUUCAUCCGUCCAUGCCAUGCGCGAUAAAAUAUCACAACUAUUUUGCUUGCAAAAAAACACAUGCAAGAAUAAUUCAGCAGAUAACAGAGGACAUAAUGUGCCAACCAAAGCAACGAGCAACGGGACAAUGUGUGCCAAUGGGACUGAGGGGCCCGAAGCGACAGAGACCGACUCAUCAGGGACCGGGCGGAUGCGGAAGCCGCUGGAGAGGCAUGGCUCAACGCAGAACGACACUGUUCACCUCGAGAGAAGGCUGGGCCUCUUCAGUGGGGUGGCUUUAAUUGUUGGAACUAUGAUAGGAUCUGGAAUAUUUGUGUCACCUUCUGGUUUACUGGUUCGCACCGGUUCCGUUGGAGUUAGCUUCAUAAUCUGGCUUGCCUGUGGUCUGCUCUCGUUGUUGGGAGCUCUGGCAUAUGCCGAACUUGGCACAAUGAAUACCUCAUCUGGUGCGGAAUGGGCCUACUUUAUGGACGCCUAUGGACCGGCACCGGCUUUUUUAUUCUCAUGGGUAUCGACAUUGGUGUUGAAGCCAUCUCAAAUGGCAAUAAUAUGCUUAUCAUUUGCACAAUACGCUGUUGAGGCCUUUGUGACAGAAUGUGAUCCGCCUAGAGGGGUUGUAAAGAUGGUUGCACUGGUGGCAAUUGUGAUGAUAUUGUUCGUGAAUUGCUACAGCGUCAAUUUGGGAAUGGCAGUGCAGAACGUAUUUACGGCGGCUAAAUUAGUUGCCGUUGUCAUUGUAAUAUGCGGUGGUGCUUGGAAGUUACUACAGGGCAACACCCAGCAUUUGUCACAUGCAUUUGAUGGGCCAAUGCCAAAUAUUGGCGCAAUCGCAACCGCAUUUUACACUGGCCUUUGGGCAUACGAUGGUUGGAACAACCUCAACUAUGUUACCGAGGAGAUAAAGAAUCCAAGCAAAAACUUGCCGCGAUCUAUCAUGAUUGGCAUACCACUGGUUACUUUGUGUUACGCGCUGAUCAACAUAUCCUACCUAGCAGCCAUGUCAGCGCAAGAAAUGAUCGAAUCCGAGGCGGUCGCUGUCACCUUUGGCAAUCGCAUUUUAGGCGCCCUUGCUUGGCUAAUGCCACUUAGUGUCACUGUUAGCACAUUUGGUAGUGCUAAUGGUACACUUUUUGCCGCAGGACGUCUUUGCUUUGCAGCCAGUCGAGAGGGACAUCUACUAGACAUUUUAUCAUACGUACAUGUACGACGUUUAACUCCUGCUCCUGGUCUUAUAUUCCAUUCGUUAAUUGCCUCAGCCAUGGUGCUGCAUGGCACGAUUGAUUCGCUGAUUGACUUCUUCAGCUUCACAGCAUGGAUAUUUUAUGGCGGCGCCAUGUUGGCACUUAUAGUGAUGCGCUACACCAAACCAAAUCAUCCACGGCCUUACAAAGUGCCCAUUGUCAUUCCUGUUGUGGUCUUGAUUAUAUCUGUCUACCUUGUUGCAGCGCCAAUUUUCCAGACCCCUCGCAUAGAAUAUUUAUAUGCGUUGCUCUUCAUCUUCGCGGGCCUAAUAUUUUACGUACCUUUCGUUAAACUAGGAAUGACCCCGCGCUUUAUGAAUAAGGUGACACUGUUCUUUCAGUUACUACUGGAAGUUGUACCAACCUCAUCAAUGGCCAUGUUUGAGUAACUCCCUCCCAUGUGCUCAAUAUGUAAAAUAUUGCAAACAAGUGCUUUGGAUGGAGGCAAAAACAGAAUAUUUAUAAUACAAAAAGCAAAGCAAACAUUCACAGAUACCUAACUUAAAUUUCAAAAAUAUAUGUAUAUGUAGUCGUUGAUAGACAGCUAUUCCAAUUAUUUGGCGGACAUAAUUAAACAAUCUCUAUUUUGUGCCACAAUGUAUGUAUUCAUUAUGUAUACCUGCACGUCGGUAUACAACGAGAUGUAAUGAAUAUUAACUAGAAAAGGGCACAAGAAAUGAUAAAUUUUUGCAUUUUUGUAAACAAUGUUAUUUUGAUGAAAAGUUUUUAUUAUCAAAACAAGUAAGAGGCUCCUGUCGGAAAUUCUCGACCAGGGGAUCCCCUGAAUCCUCUUUUACCAACACAAAAUGCAGCUCGUGCUACGCGCUUGUUUGCUUUAGAAGCAAUAAAAUAAAAUUCCUUCGCCUUUACUCAACAGCAACACCAACAAUUGACUCUUAU
Messenger RNA from Drosophila novamexicana, 2275 nucleotides. RefSeq names its product b(0,+)-type amino acid transporter 1 (gene sbm). Bases 151 to 1764 code for a protein of 537 amino acids. Gene Ontology annotation, molecular function: L-amino acid transmembrane transporter activity. NCBI's taxonomy places the organism in Eukaryota, Metazoa, Arthropoda, Insecta, Diptera, Drosophilidae. The transcript is spliced from 9 exons. Gene Ontology annotation, cellular component: membrane. Gene Ontology annotation, biological process: amino acid transmembrane transport. The record is from RefSeq and is a predicted model, not a curated record.